Molecule: messenger RNA, 771 nt
Organism: Trichoplax adhaerens
Lineage: Eukaryota; Metazoa; Placozoa; Uniplacotomia; Trichoplacea; Trichoplacidae
Exons: 1
Source: RefSeq, a predicted model, not a curated record
UAUGAUUACCGAGCAUUAAGAGAUUGCUGUAUUAAAUCUAGCUUAUGCAAUUUAUAUAUAAGUAAAAGACCCAUUAAUGCAUGCAGAGGAUAUAGACCCCCUAGAAGAGCUUGGACCUGGGGCGAUCCACAUAUUAAAACCUUAGAUGGCAAACAAUAUACCUUCAAUGGAUUAGGUGAAUAUGUCUUACUGCAAACAGGAAAUCGUUCAUUUAUAUUACAAGGGCGUACUAUGCGUACAAUAACGAACGGUUCAUUAUCGGCAGCGGCUACCGUAUUUUCAGGCGUAGCUACAACAGAAAAUAACGCAGAUAUUAUUCAGUUUUCACUUAAUUCAGCAUUUAAUGGUAUCGAUGUAUUGGUUAAUAGCACCGUUGCAUUCUCUAUGGAUUCUUUACUUUUAAAUGAAUCCCGUGAGUAUACUAAUGUUGAUAUAGUUAAAAUAUCUAAUCAGUCACUCGCUGCAGUAUUUUCAUCAGGAAUUUCUGUUGAAGUAACAAUGCUAACAGAGAUGUUAACUAUUACCAUGAACGGUCCAGAGGAAAUUAAAGGUGAUACUGCUGGAUUACUAGGAACGUGGAAUGAUAACAUUGACGAUGACUUCAAAAAGCCAGAUGGAACAUACCUCGAUAUUAAUUCCACAGAAUCACAAAUCUAUUAUGAUUUCGGUCAGUUGUGGGCCAUUAAUAUCAGUGAUUCACUUUUCACUUAUCCUAGCGAUCAAUCCUAUUAUAAUUAUACGGAUCCAGAAUUUACUCCAAUAUUUGGUGAC